Messenger RNA from Thalassophryne amazonica, 4409 nucleotides. It is a transcript of the gene pnpla7b, whose product is annotated as patatin-like phospholipase domain containing 7b. Gene Ontology annotation, biological process: lipid metabolic process. NCBI's taxonomy places the organism in Eukaryota, Metazoa, Chordata, Actinopteri, Batrachoidiformes, Batrachoididae. The record is from RefSeq and is a predicted model, not a curated record. Gene Ontology annotation, cellular component: endoplasmic reticulum. Gene Ontology annotation, molecular function: phosphatidylcholine lysophospholipase A1 activity.
ACUACGGUUUUAACAUAUUUUGUAUUAUUAAAACCACAUUGUAUGAAUUAUAUUCUUUAUUGCAUCGUCUUCAAUAAAACAUUUAUUUUGAUAAGUCCUCCAAGACAAUUCUCUUGUCACGUGGUAGACUUUACACUACUCCAAAACAAGUAGCGUUGCAAACAAAAACUUUUGACACGUAAAGGUAUGAACGAUGAUGAUGAGGAAGAGAGCUGCAGCAUAUUCCCGAGCCUGGGUCCCUUUGACUUCAAGCCCAGAAUUCUUUGGUUUCUGGGUGAAGGGAUGGAAACCACCAUGUGGAUGGCUGUGGUGACUGCAACUGUGACAAUUGCUUCGGUCAUUGGCGUUCUUGUGUUUCUUCUUCACAGAAGAUACAAAAUGUCAAAGGAAGCUGCUGGUGUUCCUCACUAUCGCUUUAGAAAGAGAGACAAGGUGAUUUUCUACGGGAGGAAGAUUAUGAGAAAGGUUCAAACAUUGUCCUCGCCCACUGGGUCUAACUUCACCCCAGGUUCCCGACAGAGAGUAAGAAAGCGACCCAAAGUCCUCUCUAUAGCUCACAAGAUCCUGCGUAUUCGGAGGGAGCCGCCCACUGUGCAGCCCAAGGAGCCUCCUCCCUGCCUUCUGGAGGCAGAUCUGACUGAGUUUGAUGUGCAAAGCUCCCAUCUGCCCUCUGAGGUGCUGUACAUGCUUAAAAACGUCAGAGUCCUGGGUCACUUCGAGAAGCCUGUCUUCUUGGAGCUGUGUCGUCACAUGGUGCUGAUCCCACUGCACCAGGGGGAGGGGCUUUUCCGGCCAGGCGACACCGACGACAGUAUUUACGUCGUUCAGGAUGGUCGUCUUGAGUUGUGCAUCCAUGAGAACGACGGCACAGAGGCCGUUGUGAAGGAGGUUUUGCCGGGCGACAGUGUGCACAGUCUGCUCAGUAUCAUGGACAUCAUCACUGGUUAUCCAGCACCUUACAAAACUGUGUCUGCUCGGGCCGCACUUCCCUCCACCGUCCUUCGUCUUCCAGCUGCAGCGUUUCAGUCAGUUUUUGAGAAAUAUCCCGAGACACUGGUUCGUGUCAUCCAGAUAAUUAUGGUGCGUCUGCAGAGAGUGACCUUUUUGGCUUUACACAACUACCUCGGCCUGACCAACGAGCUCUUUAACCCGGAAAGUCAGGCCAUCCCGUUGGUGUCGGUGGCUCAUGUUCUCGGUGAGAGUCAUUCCCACAGAGGCCUCCGUAGGCAGCUGUCCCAUUCUGAUGAUUCCUCUUCAGAGAAAAUGGGAACAGAAAGUGGAAAGAUCGACUACUCUGAAAUGGGCAAAGUCAAGUCCUGGAAGUCUCGAUCCCUCUCCACCCCUCUGACUCUCACAGGAGAAAUGUCCAUCAGUCUCAACACAGCAUGUGAACCAGCUCGAGGCACCACAGAGGAGACGCUGCCUUCAGGUCCCAUUAAGUCUAUUUUAAAGAAGAGUGUGACGAUGCAGCAAACUUCAUCCGGUCUUCAGCACUCUGGUGACAGCGGAGGAGGUUACGGACGCUAUAAUAAAGUCACUGCUCUUUUCCAAGCUGCUAAAAAGGACCUGCUGCAGGUCAUUCAAAUACAGGACCUGAGUCUGUUGGAGGGCAGGGUGACGAUUCGGCAGGUGAAAGCCGGCUCCAUUGUGGCCAAUCAGGGGGACCAGGAUGUGAGCGUAGCGUUUGUCAUCUCCGGCUUGCUCCACGUUUACCAGCGUAUGAUUGACAGUGAGGAGGAGACAUUGCUCUUCAUCACCCACCCGGGGGAGAUGGUGGGUCACCUGGCUGUUCUCACGGGGGAGCCCCUCAUCUUCAGCGUGCGAGCUCACAGAGACUGCACCUUUCUCUCCAUAUCCAAGGCCCACUUCUAUGAGAUUAUGCGUGAGGAGCCCAGGGUGGUGUUGAACGUAGCUCACACUGUUGUUCGGAGGUUGUCACCCUGUCAGAUUGACUUUGCUCUGGACUGGAUGGCUGUGGAGGCCGGCCGCGCGGUCUACAGACAGGGAGACAAAUCCGACAGCACCUUUAUUGUACUCAGUGGUCGACUGCGCUCUGUCAUUGCAAAGGAUGAUGGGAAGAAGGAGCUGGCUGGAGAGUAUGGUCGUGGGGAUCUAAUCGGUGUGGUGGAGGCCUUGACCCAUAUGAACAGAGCCACCUCGGUCCAUGCUGUCAGAGAUUCUGAGCUGGCCAAGCUCCCUGAAGGCACGCUGAACUCCAUCAAGAGGCGGUACCCACAGGUUGUCACCAGGCUGAUCCAUCUGCUGGGCCAGAAGAUCCUGGGAAAUAUGCAGCAGGUCAACUGUCCUCUGGCAGUUCGUAGUCUGGCCCUGCACACACCCACCAGUAAGUGGGAUGCUGCGAAUCCAGCCUCCAACCUGUCCACUGUGGCCAUCCUGCCUGUAUCUGUGGAGGUUCCCCUCAACGCCUUCACUCUGGAGCUGCAGCACGCACUCAGUGGCAUCGGGCCCACUCUACUCCUGACCAGUGACACCAUCAAACAGCGGCUGGGCUCCGCUGCUCUGGACAGUGUCCAUGAGUACCGUCUGUCCAGCUGGCUCGGACAGCAGGAAGACAUCCACCGUAUCGUCCUCUACCAGUCUGACUCCACCCUCACACCUUGGACCCAGCGUUGCAUCCGUCAGGCCGACUGUAUUAUCAUUGUGGGAGUGGGUGAGCAGGAAUCCACUGUGGGUGAGCUGGAGAGAAUGUUGGAGGGCGGUGCAGUUCGGGCUCAGAAGCAGCUGGUCUUGCUGCACCGGGAAGACGGUCCACCACCUCGAGGGACAGCCGAGUGGCUAAACAUGCGGAGCUGGAUCUGCAGACAUCAUCACCUGUCCUGCCCUCGCAGGGUGUUCUCCAGGAGGAGUUUACCUAAACUGAGAGAGCUGUACCAGCGUGUGUUUGAGAAGUGUCCAGACCGUCAUUCUGACUUCUCCCGACUGGCCAGGAUCCUGACAGGAAACAGUAUCGCGCUUGUGCUGGGUGGAGGGGGCGCCAGGGGCUGUUCCCAGGUUGGGAUCCUGCGGGCCCUGAAUGAGGCAGGGAUCCCUGUGGAUAUGGUGGGCGGCACAUCCAUUGGCUCCUUUAUGGGAGCGCUGUACGCUGAGGAGAAGAGCAACAGCCGAAUGAGGGUGCGGGCCCGUGAGUGGGCCAUGGAUAUGACCUAUCUGUUUAAGAAGAUCCUGGAUCUGACCUACCCUGUCACCUCCAUGUUUUCCGGAGCUUCCUUUAACUCCAGCCUUUGCUCUGUCUUCAAGGACAAACAAAUUGAGGACCUUUGGCUGCCGUAUUUCAACAUAACUACAGAUAUCACAGCUUCAUCCAUGAGGAUUCACACAGACGGUUCACUGUGGCGGUACGUCAGAGCGAGUAUGUCGCUGUCAGGAUACCUGCCUCCGCUCUGUGAUCCCAGAGACGGACACUUACUGAUGGAUGGGGGUUACGUCAACAACCUGCCUGCCGAUGUCGCUUGCUCUAUGGGGGCCAAAGUUGUGAUCGCAAUUGAUGUUGGAAGCCGCGAUCAAACCGACCUGACCAACUAUGGCGACUCCCUGAAUGGCUGGUGGUUGCUGUGGAAACGCCUCAACCCACUGGCUAAUAAAGUCAAGGUCCUGGACAUGGCAGAGAUCCAAACCCGCCUCGCUUACGUUUGUUGUGUGCAACAGUUGGAACUGGUCAAAGACAGUGAAUAUUGCGAGUACAUUCGACCACCCAUUGACCGAUAUGGAACACUGGAGUUUGGGAAGUUUGACGAGAUUGCUGAAGUUGGAUACCACCAUGGAAAGACUUUGUUUGAUGUGUGGCAGCGCAGUGGGGUAGUGGACAGCAUUCUUAAGGACAGACAUCAGGAGGAGUUCCACAAGACUAGAACUGGGCAUGUGUUCACGUGUCCAAAUGCCUCCUUCACUGAUCUGGCUGAGAUUGUGUCCAGGAUUGAACCUGUCAAGAGUUCACAUUUUGAUGAGGAACUGUCUGACAGUUACAACACUGACUAUGAUGAUGAGACGGUGGAGAGCACCCUGUCCGACUUUGAGGCCUUCAACCCCAACAGUGAGCACACCGAGGGCGAGGACGCUGCUGAAACCGACGAGGAAAAUCAAAGUCGUGUUCAUCGCCGGCGACAGACGUCCUCACCAAGCUCUGAGUCCUAACGCCUCCCAGACCCACCGUGCCCCCUGAACACACGUUACUGCAGGAUUUCACUGGAGCGAACUGAUUCUGCACCACUGAUGUGGAGCUGAUACAGCAAUCCGCCCAGCAACUGGCCAUUCAGUAUUUUGCACAAGGACACUUCAACAGGACACGAGGCAGCUGAUACAGUAGUGUUCAGAAUAAUAGUAGUGCUAUGUGACUAAAAAGAUUAAUCCAAGUUUUGAGUAUAUUUCUUAUUGUUACAUGGGAAACAAGG